Camellia sinensis is the source of this 456-nucleotide messenger RNA. The record is from RefSeq and is a predicted model, not a curated record. Lineage: Eukaryota; Viridiplantae; Streptophyta; Magnoliopsida; Ericales; Theaceae.
AUGGAUGAAAAAUUGACAAAAUCAUUUAUAAAGCGUUCCUUAUUCGGAACUUGCUAUUUAGAAAGAAAGAUUAGGCUACAUUUACUUAUUACACCCCCUCCACCACUUCAGGCAUUGUAUGAUGGGAAUAAUGAUCAAUCAAACUCCUUUCUAAGUUAUACUCGAGUGUAUAAUGCAGCCAAUGCUUUUACGAGUCUUGGUGCUACAUUGGAUCCUAGAGUACUCAGUGGAAGGGGCCCUACAUCAUUCACAAUUCAUGGGGAAUUGCGACAUCGAACAGAAUCACUACAACCACAACUAGGGCAGGAUGCGAGUUAUGCUCAGCUGUAUAUCUAUGACCCUUAUUCAGCUCUAGAAAUUCGUAAUCGUAGAAAUCCUAACUUGAGAAGGGAUGUUCUCAAAACUAUUCAAGAUAGUUUGUUGCAAGUCAAUGCAUUUGUAGAUAAAUAUCACUAG